Penicillium arizonense is the source of this 828-nucleotide messenger RNA. RefSeq names its product dodecenoyl-CoA isomerase. Bases 1 to 828 code for a protein of 275 amino acids. The record is from RefSeq and is a predicted model, not a curated record. Lineage: Eukaryota; Fungi; Ascomycota; Eurotiomycetes; Eurotiales; Aspergillaceae. Gene Ontology annotation, cellular component: peroxisomal matrix. The transcript has 2 exons. Gene Ontology annotation, biological process: fatty acid beta-oxidation.
AUGUCGAACGAACAGCUCAUCACCGUCACCUACCAAGAUCGCGUUGCGAUCGUGACUCUCAACCGACCCGAGAAGCUAAACGCCCUCAACCAAGACCUUUACUACCUACUAGCCGAGCGUCUGCGCGAGAUCGACCAGCGCGAAGAUAUCUUCAUCACCGUCCUAACCGGUACCGGCCGAUUCUUCUCAGCCGGCGCCGAUGUAACCAGCUCCCGACCAAACGGCGACCUAAGCGGCAAUGGCCGCCGUGAACUGGUCCGCGGCUUCGUUGCCAACAACGUCGACGUAACCCGCACCUUCUACACUCACUCCAAGAUCCUAGUAGUCGCCCUGAACGGGCCGGCCGUCGGACUCUCAGCCGCACUAGUUGCCCACGCAGACUUCAUCUACGCAGCUCCACACACAUUCAUCCUAACACCGUUCUCCUCGCUCGGCCUUGUAGCCGAAGGCGGCGCAAGCCGCGCUUUCGUCGAGCGGCUUGGUAUCGCCAAGGCGAACGAGGCGCUUAUCAUGAGCAAGCGGAUUACCUGUGACGAACUUGUUGCUGCUGGGUUUGUUAAUAAGGUGUUUGCGCCGGCUAGUGGUAAUAAGGAAGAUUCUGAUGGGUUCUUGAAGCUUGUUCUCGAAGAGGUUGAGGAGAGGCUUGGGACGCAUUUGAAUCAGUCUAGUUUGCUUAAGAUUAAGGAACUUGUUAGGCGGCCUGAGAGGGAGCUUUUGGAUCGUCAGAAUGGGCUUGAGGCGUUUAUGGGGCUUGAGCGGUUUAUGAUGGGUUUGCCGCAGGAGGAGUUCCGGAAGUUGGCUUCUGGUGAGAAGAAGCAUAAGCUCUGA